Molecule: messenger RNA, 762 nt
Organism: Pistacia vera
Lineage: Eukaryota; Viridiplantae; Streptophyta; Magnoliopsida; Sapindales; Anacardiaceae
Product: fasciclin-like arabinogalactan protein 3
Exons: 1
Coding region: 1-762 (253 amino acids)
Cellular component (GO): plasma membrane
Source: RefSeq, a predicted model, not a curated record
AUGAGUCUUCGAGCCCUUGCCUCUUGUAUCCUCUUCGUAGCUCUGGUUUCUUUAUUCUCUUCAAACUUUUCAAAUGCGUUCAAUAUCACCAAGAUCCUUAGCAAUACCUCUGAUUUUGGUUCCUUUAAUAAUCUUUUAACGCAAACUGGACUUGCUGAAACAAUCAACAGCCGCUCAAGCCUCACAAUUCUUGCUUUGGAUAAUGGAGCUGUGGGAUCUCUUCAAGGCAAAUCUAAAGAUGAAGUUCAAAGAAUAUUGAUGAACCAUGUCAUUCUUGAUUACAUUGACCAAAAUAAACUUAAAAAUCUACCAAACAAGACAACAACUAUGACUACAUUGUUACAGGCAUCUGGUGUAGCUCAACAGGGACAAGGGUUCUUGAAUGUUACAGUGUCAGGUAAUGAUAUUUUGUUCGGCUCAGAAGUGAAAGAUUCACCGCUUGCGGCUAGGUUUGUGAAAUCUGUAUAUGCCGAGCCAUAUAAUAUUUCUGUGUUACAAAUUAGUCAAAGUAUUGUGGCGCCUGGAAUUAGUGCCCCUGCACCGUAUACUACUCUUCCGCCUCCUCCACCUUCUAAAAAGUCACCGGCACCGUCUCCGAUGACUCGUAAGGCGCCACCUCCAGCACCCACUAAAGGUGAGGAGGAUAGUGGGAAUACAGCGGCAGCGCCAGGGCCGGCUGAUUCUGGUGCUCCAUGUGCUUUGGGUUCGGGUGCUGCUUUUGCAGUUUUGAUGGGGUUGGUUUUAAAUUUUGUUGGACUUUAA